Messenger RNA from Brienomyrus brachyistius, 2962 nucleotides. RefSeq lists its product as uncharacterized. The transcript is spliced from 2 exons. The annotation marks the transcript as partial. The record is from RefSeq and is a predicted model, not a curated record. Gene Ontology annotation, molecular function: DNA binding; DNA-directed DNA polymerase activity; nucleotide binding. Gene Ontology annotation, biological process: DNA replication. NCBI's taxonomy places the organism in Eukaryota, Metazoa, Chordata, Actinopteri, Osteoglossiformes, Mormyridae.
GCUGGGUUACCUGAUGGAGCGCGAGCGUACGGUGUGCGGUAGCGUGGUAAGGUCCCCGGGCUUCGGAGAAUCAGCAAAGGACUUAUUCACAUACUGGUGCGGUAGCGCGGAAAGGUCCGCACGGCUUUGGAUAAUCCUCGGAGAGAGCGAUGCGGGAGAGCUGAGAGGCGUGCUGCUGCGCGAGUCUGAGAGAAACUGUGAGAGACUGUGGGAUAAAAUGGUAAAGUUGGAGCAAAGAAUGAGAGGAGGAGGUGCAGGGUCUAUCGUCCAAUAAAAACGCUCGGCGCUAGUUUUGACCGUGUGUUUUUUCCUCACGCAAGCGUUUGUAUCACAUCGGCGUAUGGCGCCAAUUUGUAAAGGUCAUAAGUCGAGACAUACAUCGAGUCUGUCAAUUUGUCCGCCAGUAAAUUCUGCAGGGCCGUGCCACCUGGCCAUCGAGGCGCCCCCCUACCCGGCCACGCGGGCCAUACAUCGAGUCUGACACUUUUCCCCUCCAGUAAAUUCUGUUUAAAGUUUUGUUUUCACAUACGUCCCAAAUUACAGAUAAUUUUCUUACACAGGCACGAGUAGCAUCAUCAAGGCCGUACCACCUGGUCAUACAUCAAGUCUGACAAUUUCCCCGCCAGUAAAUUCUGUUUAUAGUUUUGUUUGUCAUACAUGACCGUGCAGAUAUGGGGUGACAGAGACAAUUAAAUUGUAUUACGUCGAGCGGGGGGCCUUUUCCUCCUCCUAGAGGCACAACGCCUUACCAAAGUUUGUACCAGCCAAAGAACCACAAGUUUCAUCGAGACCUUACCCGGUAAGUAUAUUAUUUCUUUUAUUCCUGUUAUAAAAAUGCUAUUCAAUUAAAAAAUAACAUUCUAAUAAUAGGUAUUCUCUCUUUUUUUUUCUAUGUACGAGAGAGAGAGACUACGCCGACCGGUCAAGAGAAAAUCUGCGAGAGAAUCAACAGAGACAUUAACAAGCAUGUUAAAUGAAAGGGGUUCUGAAGCAGAAGCGGGGCUACCCCCCACCGACGAGGUCGCAUGGUCCCCCGCGGAUUCUGAAUUGUGGGAGGCCUUGUCAGACGUGGAAUUUCUUCUCGAUGCUGAGGAGAUUGAAAAUGAAUUUGGGCUGGGACAAUUUGAAAAUGUUCAACAGGAAGGUGGCGGUGCCGUCGGUGACGUGGAUCCCCAGCCUGACGGGGUCCUUCAUCGCCGCAGAUUCAAUAACGUACAGAUUAGGCGGAUUCUAAAUAUCCCGCGACCUAGAAACGAAGGCAAUUUCCGCGAGUACUAUGAAAAUGUAAUCGAGGGGUUUCAAAAUAUUGUGAAUGAGGCGAUUCCUUACGCCGUAUGGGGAGCCUAUAUACAGGUCACCCUGCGCGCUGACUUUUUAAACGACGAGCUGUCGCAAAUUGUACGGUAUGGGGUGGGGGAGCUGACAGACUUGCAGCAGCUGCUGGAUCGCCUGGUACAGUCUAAUCAAGAGAUUUUAAACGAUUCCAACCUAGAAGUAAUCGUAGACGUAAUAAAUAUCCCACGCGGCGGUGCGAACAAACGUAAACUACAGACCAUGUUAGCUUCAGAAAUAAUUUCUAAAAAAGCCAGACACAUGUUUAUCAUUAAUAACAACACCAACGCGUGUUUCGCCAUAAACUUGGCGCACCUGCUGGACGAAAACUUUACUGUUGCCGAGGCUGAAAAGCUCGGCCUGGAGUUACAGGAGAAAGCGGGAUUCACCCCCGAUCACGCAGUCGCUUUGAAUGACAUUAUCAAUUUCGAGAAAAUCAUUGAUUGCAAAGCAGUGGUGUAUUAUCAACAACCUUAUUCAAACAAUCUCCAAAUUUACCAGACACCCACGCCUAGCGACGGUAGACGGGCGGUGUAUUUCUUUUUACACAAUCAGCAUUUUUACGGCAUUAAAAGCGUAAAGGGCUUCUUAGGCGUGGGGUACGUUUGCCCGAGCUGUUUCAAAGGGUACGAUUCGCCUCACUCUCAUCAAUGCGAAAAAUUUUGUAGCGUCUGUCAGACUAAUUGCAGAGAAGGUGAAAGCACACCGGCGAUACUAUGUGAGCGUUGUAAUUUCAGAUGUUUAAAUGACACCUGCUUUGAGCGCCACCGUACGCCUAGAGUCUGCCCAGUUAGGGGGGAGCUCGCUACCCCCUGUGACAAGUUCAGAAAAUGCAAAGCCUGCGGGCUCAGAUACUACCAAAGUCCCGAGAACCCAAAACCGCACUCGUGUAAAGCAGUAAAAUGUAAUAUCUGCGACGCUAAACUCCACACGGCCGUGUCAGACAUAUCCACCCCACAUCUCUGCUAUCUAAAUCCUCCCGAGAAGCCUAACAUAGGGGAACGGGCCGAAAGGGGUGAGGGGCGUAAAAAGCCCCCCGAAUAUGUGUUUUUUGACUUUGAAACAUCUCAGAGGUCGGGUACCCAUAUCCCGGUUUACGUGUGCGCCAUCUCCGAUCAGAACGAGACAAUGACCGCCGAGGGGCCCAACUGCGCGCUACAGUUUCUCAGACAUUUCAGGGCGCCCUGUUAUAGAGGCGUCUGUUUCAUUAGUCACUACGGUAAGGCAUUCGAUAAUUACAUCAUACUGAACGCGAUGGUGAAGGAAGGCGUGGAACCGCGUGUGGUAUCGCAGGGGAAUAAAAUCAUCCUCAUCCUGGACAGCGUGUUUGAGCAAAGGUACAUCGACAGUCACUCCUUUCUAAGCAUGCCGUUGAGAAAAAUCCCCGAUGCGAUGGGAUGCUCGACUCAGAUGCGAAAAGGCUAUUUUCCGCAUCAUUUCACAGACGUGGAAAACUUUAAUUACUUGGGGCCCUACCCCCCUCCCGAUCAAUUUGGGCCCGAUCAAAUGUCCGGCAAAGAACGCGACAAGUUUUAUCAAUGGUACGACAGUGUAAAGCACCAGACCUUUAAUUUUCACAAAGAGAUGAUCGCUUACUGUAAGAACGAUGUGGAGAUUCUGAGAGAGGGCU